Messenger RNA from Pocillopora meandrina, 2495 nucleotides. NCBI's taxonomy places the organism in Eukaryota, Metazoa, Cnidaria, Anthozoa, Scleractinia, Pocilloporidae. The record is from the annotation of a GenBank genome assembly.
AUGUCAGUCAUUUACUGCCUUUUAUUUUUCCAAUCAUUACAGGAACUUCUGUCAUUAACCAGCUUAGUAGUUUGGACUUUUGUGGUGGUUGCCAUUGUUCUUUUGAAAUUAUAUUGCUGUGAUAUUCAUAAAGGUGAGAUGAAAAGGUACUGACUGCUUUUAGGUCUUACAGUGAGUGUUCUCAUAAAACAAUAAUUGUAGGCCAAGACACUGAAUAAUUUAAUUUUUGGUGUGACUACCCCCCUGGGUGGGAUGCCAUUUCAUUGCAAGGUAACCCCUCUCUUGCAUUCCAACAGACUUCCUUGACAAUACACUGUUACCCAUUUAUGCUAAUGAGUGAAGAGAGGUACAGCACAAUGACCCUGCAAGGUUGCAAACCCAGACUCUUUAAUCUGGAGUCCAAUACACUAAACAUAAAGCCACAGCCUCUCCUACAUGGAGCACUGUUCAGACUGUGAAAGGAUCAAGUCAGACUGUAAGCCACAGGACCAAGUAACAGCUCAUUAGCAUGAAGAAAUUAGGGCUAGGAUUAGGGGACUCUCAAUCCCCCUCGCCUAUGAUAGGAUGCUUGUCUAUCCUAUGUUAUCUCCAACCCAGCAUUUCAUCAUUCACAGUUUGCUGGUACCCUAUUUUACUCAAGGGGGGGAGGGGAAGGAGGGAGAAAGGACCUGCAGAUGAACUUGCCUAACCAUAAAAAGCCUCAUGAAUUUAUCUUGCAGUUCCUUGAGCAUGCCAGAAGGAAUUGGGGACACAUGCAUCCUUAUUUGGACUAAACUUGUUUGAUCAAGGUGUCAAAAGACUGCACCUGUUCUUUUUCAUUUUUCCAAAAAAAUACCUUGACAAAUGGCCAUAUGUCUUGAUCUCACACUUGGUCAACGAUGAGCAAUAUUUCAACCACUCUAUUCUUUUUGUAGAAUCUGUUUUAAUUGUCAAAGAUCUUGGAAUUCAGUAUACCAAAUCAUGUGUCCUUGGGCUACAGACAAGUCAAUUUAUUGAACAUCAUAAAAUUGUGGAUGUGCUUAUCAAUGAAGUCAUAACUAUGGUAUGUCUUGUGCCUGAUAAAUGCAACACUGAUUGUUGCAGUCUUGCCAGGAAUUAAUGCAAAGGAUUGUUUUUAGAGUGUAUCUACUGACACCAAGGCUGUGCAGGAAACCAAUCAUAGCUUUAUUUAAACAAUAGCCUCCACUUGGCUCAAAUGUAUGCUCAGAUAUUUGUCCGCCCAUUAGCAUGGGCUGUCUGACAAGUGAACUCAUCGUUCUAAGACGUUUUCAAGGAUGGAAUUUAAAUAUUGUUUUUUAAGUAAAAUUCCCCCUGUUAUACUUCAAUCCAUGAACACGCCACCAGCAUGCGCAAUGGGAUUAUGAAGCACACUUGGAAAAACCUUCUAAAAUUUGAUUGUACAAGAUUUUUCGGAUCAAUAUCAGAAUCUGGGCAACUGCCCACCUACCCCUCCCUAACCCAACAUUAAUCUUAAUUUGCUGUCAAUUGACUGUUGUUGAGUUAGGGGAUGGGUAGGUGGGCAGUUGCCCAGAUACUGAUAUUGAUCUGAUUUUUCUACUUUUGUUUUAAAAUAUUUUGAUCCAUCUGGAGGCAAAAAUAGUCUGUUAACACACCUCCAAGUGCUAUCAACAUACCUUCACUACUGAGAUUAUUUCAAUUACUGCUAACACUAUGAUGCAUUUCAUAGCAUUUUUUAUUAAUUUGAGGGAAGAUUGAUGUUUUUGAUUGAUUGCCUUCCAGCACCAAGUUGUAUGUUACUUGACAUUGCUUAUUUCUGAAGGAAAACAGAAUCAACCAAGAAGAAAGCAUGAACUGCUCCCAUUAUUCAUGGUAAUUUUUCAGUCCAAUAAUUUUUAAAGAUUAAAUUUUGUUUCCCUGAAAUUACUUCAUUUAGGUUUCAAGUGUUUUCAUUCAACUGGAUAAUUCAUGACCCUUUUACUCCUACAUAACAGUUAAGGAAUAAUCAGUUAAGGAAUAAUCAAAUUUUUGUGUUGGUUAGUUAUCAUUCUCAAUUCUUCUUCUUAUUCCAGGCUACAGUACCAAAUCUAGUUACAAUCAAAUCAAUUUAUCAUGGCAUGCAGAAGAUACUUGGGACAUGAUGGAUGAAUUAAAGAUUUAAUCCUCUAGACACUUGCUACCUUUUUCACCCAUUUUUUAACUCCCAAGAAUUGAUCAUUGUCAAUUCUCCCUCGAAUGUAGCUGCUACACAGUUUUUUCUUGUGAAUGAGUAACAAGAAUUCGGUGUUAAAUCAAGAAAAUAACCUCUAUCUGAUAAGUUUGAGUGCUCUCAUUACCCUUUUGCUGGAUAAUGGAUGAAUGUUACAGGAAGAAGUUACAUGUUUUAAAAUCACUUCUAGGAGUUAAAGGGAGAAUGCAUGACAAAUUAAGUUGCCUUGCCAUAAUUGAAUUGUUGAUGUAAAUGUUUGUGGAAGCAAUUCAGGAACUUUUGAUUCUGGUAAACUUUCUCUGAGAGAGAAAUCCCUCAUGGAGUCAAU